Nothobranchius furzeri (turquoise killifish) is the source of this 2527-nucleotide messenger RNA. The record is from RefSeq and is a predicted model, not a curated record. Lineage: Eukaryota; Metazoa; Chordata; Actinopteri; Cyprinodontiformes; Nothobranchiidae.
ACAUUUUAACCUUCUUAUUAUGUUACGGGUCAAUUUGACCCGUUCCAGUUUUUGUGUUGACCAUAACGCUGAUCAUCUUCUAUUUUUCUUAAUGAAACUUUAUGACUUUUUCUUAUCUGGGGUCAUGAACUGGUAUGAGAAAUAUGGACACUUUGAUGUGUCCUGGGAAGUCUUAGCAGUUUUUGUAUACAAAAAUGAUGUUGCGGGUCAUUUUGACCCACACACUUUAAUGUGAGUAAAAAGCUGUUCAGAACAAAAAUAAACAUGACUCUUUGAUGUGCUAUGUUGUGAUUGCUUCUGAAUAUACAUUCACACCCAGAGGCCCAGGUGUGUGCGCGAGAAACUUUUUCUGCCCUGUUCUUGUAACUGAUGUCAUGUGAUUUCAACACACCAAAAAUGAGCUCUAGAAGGUUGACAGCUGAAGAAGCUUUAUCUCAGCUUUUAACUGGGAUAGCAAUGACGAAGAAGAUGUUUCAGAGACAGAGGAUUUUUCAGAGGCUGAGGACAAUGUUACUGAUGAUCCAGACUACCAAUUUUCUGAUGAGGAUUCUAAAGAGGAGUCUUCUGUCAUCGCUUCAUCAAGUGAAAACCAAGGAAUGCAGCAAUCAUCAUCUACAGAGGGGGCAUGGACAUCUAAAGAUGGUAAAAUAAAAUGGUCAACAUCACCACACCGAAGUCGAGGCAGACUGUCAUCUGCUAAUGUCAUCAAAAUGACACCUGGUCCUACAAGAUUUGCAGUCACACGAGUUGAUAAUAUCCAUUCAGCAUUUCAUCUCUUCAUACCCUCUCCAAUAGAAAAGAUUAUACUGGACAUGACUAACUUGGAGGGGAGGCGUGUAUUUCAACAGAAAUGGAAGCCCAUGGAUCUGACUGACUUGCAUGCUUAUAUUGGAAUCCUGGUAUUAGCUGGAGUAUACAGGUCAAAGGGAGAAGCAAAUGCAAGUCUAUGGAAUGAAGAGAAUGGAAGGCCGAUCUUUCGUGCAACAAUGUCUCUUGAGACAUUUCACAAGAUAUCUCGUGUGAUCCGAUUUGACAACCGUGAAACCAGAGCCAGUCGCUGUGAAAGAGACAAACUUGCUGCAAUCAGAGAUGUAUGGGAUAAAUGGGUGGAGAUUCUACCUUUGUUGUACAACCCUGGUCCCCAUGUGACUGUAGAUGAGCGCCUUGUUCCAUUCAGGGGCCGCUGUCCUUUCCGACAGUAUAUGCCCAACAAGCCGGCAGAGUAUGGCAUCAAAAUAUGGGCAGCUUGUGAUGCUAAAUCUAGCUAUGCAUGGAAUAUGCAGGUGUACACCGGAAAGCUACCUGGAGAGGCAUCUGAGAAGAAUCAGGGGAUGCGUGUGGUGCUGCAGAUGAGUGAAGGGCUGCAAGGGCAUAACAUCACCUGUGACAACUUCUUUACAUCCUACUGGCUUGGAGAUGAACUUCAGAAAAGAAAGCUCACUAUGUUGGGAACAAUCAGGAAAAAUAAACCAGAACUUCCCAGUGAAAUUCUGAAGAUGCAGGGAAGACCUCCACAUUCCUCAAAAUUUGUUUUCACCGAGAAAGCAACAGUUGUUUCAUACUGCCCAAAGAAAAACAAAAAUGUUCUUGUCAUGAGCACAAUACACACAGAUGCAUCUCUGAGCACAAGAGAAGACAAAAAACCACAAAUGAUCCUGGACUACAACUCCACCAAAGGAGGAGUAGACAAUCUUGACAAAGUCACAGCAACAUACAGCUGCCAGCGCAAAACAGCUCGUUGGCCCUUGGUGAUUUUCUACAACAUUGUGGAUGUGUCAGCUUACAGUGCCUUUGUCCUGUGGACUGAAAUCAACCAACAUUGGAAUGUCGGCAAACUGUACCGACGUCGGCUUUUCCUGGAAGAACUGGGAAAAAGUCUUGUCACCCCCGAGAUCCAGAGUCGAGCCAGACCAGCUCGAUCCCCAGCAGCAGCAGCUCUCAUUGAAAACGUCAGGUCUGCAUCAUCUGACAUAUGUACAAUGAAUCCAGUGGAUACAGGUGCAAAGAAACGAAAAAGAUGCCAGGUCUGUCCCUCACGAUAAGACAUUAAAACAAGCACCGUUUGUGAGAAGUGCAAGAAGUGCAUUUGCAGAAAGCACACAGUUACACUCUGUCCAUCAUGUGGACAACACUGAAAAUGUUGAACAUUGAAAAUCUGAGAAAAAUAAAAGUGUUUGUAAAGAAGGAAAACUUUUACUAACUAGUUCUUACAAAUAGUUAUGGAUAUUCAAACUUUAUUGUGUGUCUGUGUUUUAAAUGUUUUUUCUAAUGGAAAAUAAAGUUCCUGUUUUAUUGCAGUUUUUUUUACAGUUCUAAGUGAAUUUAGACAGGGUGGGUCAAAAUGACCCGCAACAUAACCAAUGUGAUUUUUUUUCAACAUAAUACAAGGGUUAAAGUCAUUUCUGCAUGUUCCCUGGUCCUACGUUUAAAAUAUAGUGCCUCUUCAAACCAUACCUGUACAUAAAAGUGGUUCAGUUUCUUCUGCAUACAUCUGUUUUGGUUCAUCUGCAUUUUCUAAAAUUUGUUU